AUGAAUGCAAUGGGGAUUGGUUCACUUCUCACACUUGGUGCAUUUGCUGGACUCUCCGUGACCACUCCAGCACAUCAAGAUUUUCCCCGCUCCCAGAGCGUUGGUGCCUCUUCCCUCCCCUAUGAUAAGACGGAUAUCCUAAGCUGCACCGUGGAAGGCACAUUCGCCCUCGCCUUUGACGACGGACCGUACGCUUACACCGAGUAUCUCCUAGACAUCCUUGAUAAAUAUGAUGCAAAAGCCACUUUCUUCGUGAAUGGCAUAAACCGUGUUAAUAUCGACGAUUACGCACCGCUUUUGCAACGAGAGAUAGAAUCAGGACACCAAAUUGGGUCUCAUACUUGGGAUCAUAAACUACGCUUGGAUGAAGCAUCCGAAGCUGACAUCCGAGGCGAGAUGGAAAAGCUUGAUGACAAACUGUGCGAUCUCAUUCAACGCAGCCCGACGUAUAUGAGACCACCGUAUUUGGCAUAUGAUGAUAACGUUCUGGACAUUCUCCAGGAUUAUCAUGUCAUCGUCACAGACCUGAUCGUCGGUGACACUGAGGGAAAUGCUACAGCCAAGGGAGCUUUUAAACGCUUCAGCAAUGGAGUGGAUGAAAAGCGUUCGAUUCUCUUAGCUCAUGAUCCUGUGGAGAUUACUGUGGAGAAUUUGACCGAGAUGAUGUUGCAACUUCUCCAGGAAUAUGGUCUCAAAGCGGUUACGGUUGGGGAGUGCUUGGGUGAUGACGACCCAGAAAGCUGGUAUCGAACAUGUGAUGAUUCCGGGGCAUCAUCUCGGUUGAAAAAUCAGGCAGAGGCUGGCGAGGAUUAUAUCAAGACGUUCCUUUGA
Molecule: messenger RNA, 831 nt
Organism: Aspergillus tubingensis
Lineage: Eukaryota; Fungi; Ascomycota; Eurotiomycetes; Eurotiales; Aspergillaceae
Product: polysaccharide deacetylase
Exons: 3
Coding region: 1-831 (276 amino acids)
Biological process (GO): carbohydrate metabolic process
Molecular function (GO): hydrolase activity, acting on carbon-nitrogen (but not peptide) bonds
Source: RefSeq, a predicted model, not a curated record